AUCCCCUUGCAAUUGAAAAACACGGCGCCAGGAACACCAAUCAAGCCAGGCACGGAGCUCCGAAUUCUUGCGGUGGGAGACUCAAUAACCUAUGGGUUCCUGAGUGACCAAGAUGACGGUGAUGGAAAUGGAUACAGACUGCGGCUCCGGCAGUAUCUUUCGAAAGACAAGGUUGUAUACGCAGGAACAGAGACAUCGCCAACGGGUAACAUGACGGAUGGCUAUUUUGCUGCUUGGAACGGUAAAACAAUCCAGUACAUCGCAGACCACGUUGGUCCGUCGCUUGAGCAACGACCAAACAUCAUCCUGCUUCACGCUGGAACAAACGAUAUGAACCCCAACAGUGCCAUUUCCACAGAAGGUCACGACCCUGUAGCCGCAUCUGAGCGGCUCGGGAGCUUGAUUGACAAGAUGACUGUGGCGUGUCCCGACGCCGUUAUCCUCGUCGCCAUGAUCAUCGGAACCUGCAACGCCGAGCAAUCUCCGCAGACCAAGGUGUUCCAGUCGCUAGUCCCCAAAGUGGUGACGCCCAGGCUUCAAGCCGGCAAACAUGUCCUGGCGGUGGACUUUUCGACGUUUGGGCUCGGCAACCUGAGGGACUGCAUACACCCGACGAACCAAGGAUAUCAACUGGUUGGGUACUACUGGUAUGACUUUAUCGCGCAGAUUCCGCGGGACUGGAUCACGGCGCCGGUAGGGAAAGAUCCUGA
Molecule: messenger RNA, 710 nt
Organism: Trichoderma virens Gv29-8
Lineage: Eukaryota; Fungi; Ascomycota; Sordariomycetes; Hypocreales; Hypocreaceae
Product: carbohydrate esterase family 3 protein
Exons: 3
Molecular function (GO): phosphatidylcholine lysophospholipase A1 activity
Source: RefSeq, a predicted model, not a curated record